Messenger RNA from Aspergillus udagawae, 453 nucleotides. Its product is annotated as DUF4334 domain-containing protein. Lineage: Eukaryota; Fungi; Ascomycota; Eurotiomycetes; Eurotiales; Aspergillaceae. The transcript has 3 exons. The coding region runs from base 1 to 453 and encodes 150 amino acids. The record is from RefSeq and is a predicted model, not a curated record.
AUGUCCUCUCCCAGGGAUAAGUACCUUGCUCUUGCGAAAGAGACUGGUCGAGUUGAUAAAGCAACCCUCGACCAUAUCUUCGACCAAUUGCCUCCUAUACAAUUGGACCAGCUUCUCGGUGAAUGGAACGGGGGCUUCUUCGACACCGGCCAUCCUGUCGCUGAUAUCCUCAGGAAGAUCAACUGGACGGGGAAAUUAUUUCGGUCUCGAAACGAUGUUGAUCCGGUAAUUGUGCUUAAAGAUGGAAAGCGGGUUAGCUGGGGUGAAUGGGGGAUGGCAUCCGUUCAUGACAUGGUCUUUCGAGGUGUCCUCUCUACCACGAUGAUCUAUGAUGAUCGGCCAGUGCUGGAUCAUUUUCGAUACGUGGACAAUGACUUCGUGGCUGGUAUCAUGGAAGGUAAGGCAUUGGGAAAGGAUGGAGAGUUUCACUUCUAUCUUAAAAGAAGCUAUUGA